AUGUCAGGGUUAGGUGAAUCACGUACAGAGCUAUUAAGUUGGUUAAACGACCUUUUGCGACUUGAUUACACGAAAGUGGAACAAUGUGGUACCGGUGCGGCAUACUGUCAAAUAAUGGAUUCAAUCUACGGAGAUUUGCCAAUGCAUCGUGUCAAAUUUGAUGCAAGGGCAGAAUAUGAAUCGCUUACGAACUUUAAGAUUCUACAGAGUUGUUUUACCAAACAUAAGAUUGAAAAGACUGUUUUUGUAGACCGUUUGGUAAAAUGCAGAUUUCAAGACAACUUGGAAUUUUUGCAAUGGUUAAAGAAAUUUUGGGCCCAGAAUAAGGAUGAAUCGAUGUAUGAUCCUGUGUCGAGGCGGAAGUCAGCGAGGCCGCUAAGUAUGCGAGGGCCAGUGUCGGUACAGCAGGCUGCAGUUCAACCUGCACAUAAGAGACGAAGCUUGGCGAGCUAUCCGUCAUCGAAUACUGCAGGUAUGUCAUCAGCUGGCUCGAAUGCUAAGCUGAUGCAGAAAGUUAGACAGAAUGGUGUGAACAGCAUUGCAGGCAAUAAUGGGGGUAACGAAGCAGGGUUAGGGAUAGGUGUGGUAGCGGCUACACGUGUUUCGUCUGGAGGCACUAGAAGGCCGGCUCCAAUCGCCCAAUCUCCUUUAGCGAACGAGCAAAUGGCAGCUCUCAAAGCUGAAUUGAGAACUGCAAAUGGUAAGAUAGAAAAAAUGAAUGAAGAUGUUACUCAAUUUCAGGAUGCCAUUACUAUUAUGGAAAGAGAACGUGAUUUUUAUUUUGGGAAGUUGAGAGAUAUAGAGAUUCUUGUGCAGUCCACACAUGAUCUCUUUAAGGAGGGAGUUUAUAAUGAUGAUCCCCAGGAAUUGAACAGACUAAUAGGCAAAAUUAAUCAAAUAUUAUAUUCUACAGAAGAGGGUUUUGAAGGGAAUCAUAGCAUAGACGGCAGUGAGGGGAUAGAAGAUGCUGGUGAAAGGGUUUUAGGGCAUGUUACAGACGGCGUUCCACCUGCUCAAAACCUCAUCACUGAUGAUGAAACAUUCUAA
Messenger RNA from Eremothecium cymbalariae DBVPG#7215, 1047 nucleotides. RefSeq names its product microtubule-binding protein BIM1 (gene BIM1). Gene Ontology annotation, molecular function: microtubule plus-end binding. The transcript has a single exon. Gene Ontology annotation, cellular component: spindle midzone; cytoplasmic microtubule; microtubule organizing center. The coding region runs from base 1 to 1047 and encodes 348 amino acids. NCBI's taxonomy places the organism in Eukaryota, Fungi, Ascomycota, Saccharomycetes, Saccharomycetales, Saccharomycetaceae. The record is from RefSeq and is a predicted model, not a curated record. Gene Ontology annotation, biological process: regulation of microtubule polymerization or depolymerization; protein localization to microtubule plus-end; spindle assembly.